Molecule: messenger RNA, 1146 nt
Organism: Durotheca rogersii
Lineage: Eukaryota; Fungi; Ascomycota; Sordariomycetes; Xylariales; Xylariaceae
Exons: 6
Coding region: 1-1146 (381 amino acids)
Source: RefSeq, a predicted model, not a curated record
AUGCAGCUACCUCCGCCUUCAGUUAUCGCAAGCUGGCCGGAGCCCAACUUUGUCGACCCGGUGGUGAGGGGCGAGGCGGGAAUGGUUGUCGGUCUGCUAAUAUCUGUGCUCGUCACCGUCACCUUGGCCAUACGGUUUUAUGCACGCAAAUUUCUUACGCGGGGGUUCGGUCUCGAUGACAUCUUCAUAUUACUCGCAUACCUUCCCGCCACCGCGUUUACCCUAAUUGGCGUCAUUGAAGAAAAAACGUCCCAGGGGAACCGUCACACCUGGGACGUGGAACUAAACCCUCUUGUUACCAUCUUGAAGCUGGCGCUUGCGAAUUCGAUACUCUUCGAAUUGGCGACUAGCUUGACCAAAUUGUCGAUGCUAGCCCUAUUUUACCGGCUUACCACUGCAUCGAGGGACUGGAAGAUGACCAUUAUCGUGUUGACAUCGAUCGUAUUUAUCAGCUUGAACAGCCUGAUCUUCAUCAUGGUUAGCAUAUGCCAAUGCACUCCCCUGUCAGAGUACUGGAGGCUUUCGUUCGAGCCACAAAAUUGCAUCAACCGGAAUGUUCACCUGAUGGCUGCCAGUAUCAUCACUACGGUGACUGACUUUCUUGUUGUGCUCCUGCCCAUCAAGAUAACAACUGGCUUGGAUUUGCCUCCCAAGCAGAGUAGAGUUGUUAUCUGUCUCUUUGGAAUCGGAUUCAUCGCGAGUUCCGUAGGUAUUGCAAGAACCUACUUCACCUGGGUUUUAACUACUGAUUUCGACCUCGUCUGGAAUGCUUGGGCAGUCUGGUUUACCAGCACUGUCGAGUUAAACCUUGAUGUGCGCUUCCAUUCCGGCCACGAAACCAUUCUUCGCCAGCAUCUUACCAGGUAUCUUCGGGUCUCCAUUCAGACCACAUUCAUCCUCAAGUUCCUCGAUGGGUAUCGACUGGGAUGCGAGACCUCUCAAAAGCUCGCCGACUUUAACCACCUUCAUCGACCAUACGUCAACGGGGUCAUUCAUACCGCAGCGCCCGGCGCCUUCCCCCCCCCCUCAUCGCUAUGUCAACCUCAACAAACCGCUACCCCUAAUAUUAUGCUCCCGGCGCAACAACCCGGAGAUGCGACUCGUAUCGAGUUGCGGCUCAUUGGUCUAGCUUCACGAAACGCGUAA